Dendronephthya gigantea is the source of this 1406-nucleotide messenger RNA. RefSeq names its product unconventional prefoldin RPB5 interactor-like. Lineage: Eukaryota; Metazoa; Cnidaria; Anthozoa; Malacalcyonacea; Nephtheidae. Bases 69 to 941 code for a protein of 290 amino acids. The transcript has 10 exons. Gene Ontology annotation, molecular function: chromatin binding; phosphatase inhibitor activity; transcription corepressor activity. The record is from RefSeq and is a predicted model, not a curated record. Gene Ontology annotation, biological process: negative regulation of transcription by RNA polymerase II; negative regulation of phosphatase activity.
GCAACAUUCGCAACUUCACAUGUUAUUUUUUUGACACCAUCGCAAAUCUCAUAAUUUAAAUAAUCGCGAUGUCAGACUUGAACAGCAUCUCGCGAUUGCAAGAAGAGCAAGAAAAGAGUUUAAAGCAUUGUGAAGCAAUGAUAGAGAAAUGGGAAAAAUUUAAAGAGGAUUAUGAAACUGUUGAAAAACUGUUGACUGAUUUACCAAAGAAGCUCACACAUGAUGUUAUGGUUCCCAUAAGUCCUUUGGCAUACAUGCCAGGCCAUCUUAUCCAUACAAAUGAAAUAAUGGUCCUAUUGGGAGACAAUUGGUUUGCUGAAAGAUCAGCAACACAAGCUGUGGAGAUAGCAAAACGUCGUCUGAAGAGUGUGGAAGAAUAUUUAGCCAAUCUCCACAAAGAACAUGAAAAUAUACUGUCACAUAUGGCUUUCACCACAGACGUGGUUAAUGUUCAGAAACAAAAUGAUUAUCAGGAAAUCAAGGAAGAACUGACAGAAAAGGAUAAACAAAGACAGGGUAAGAAAUCACGAAGGUUGGCUCACCAGAAGGCAACAAAAGACUGCGUGAAGAAAGUAGAUUUACAACGUAAUCCCACUAGUAGGGCGACCAGAUCUAAGGAAGACGAGAAUCUGUUUGCAAGACUGGAGGAGCUCGAAAAAAGGGAACAAAUAAAUAAAAACGAGCUCGAAAACGAACAAUACUUUGUCGAGUCGUGCAACACGAACAGGAAAAACGAGAGCACGCGAACUGAGGAAACGCACGCAAGCUUUCGCUCUGAAAGCCCGACUUCAGCGAGCUCAGAUACGAGUAACCGAAGUAGGCAAGAACCUGUUGCAAAACCACGUGCGACAAAUGCGCGCCGCACGAAAAGCGUGCAAAACGGUACUGAAGAAACGCGAAACAGGGCAAAAAUUCAAAUGAUUCAGAACGGAAGGGUUUAGUAAAAAGAGUUUCAUGGAAAGAGAAUAUUGUUGAAAGCGAAGGAGUCGCUUAUCCGAAAGGGGAAUCCGCUACGAUAUACUUCACUCAUUCAACAGGAACGGUAAUAUCAAGGGAAAGUGACAAUAUAACAUCCCCAGGAGACAUUUUCGCAGACCACCAGAAUAAAAAGUUAACCAUGGUACAGUCUGCUCAGCCAGCGGUUAAAGGUUCGUUAGAUGAAAAAGCUCCAAAGGCCAAGGACGAUUUGCCAAUAUCGAGCCAGGGAAAGAAAUUAGAGAAUACAGAAAAACAGACUAUACCGCAGGCGUUUUCUAAUGUUGUUGUUGAACAUGAUAGAUCAAUUGCUGCAAAUGCUACCGUUAAAAAAGAUACGGAACAGAAUCCAGAACCAAGAAAAAUAUCCAAAUUCAAAGCUCGAAGAAUGCAAAGCCAUUGAAGAAAAAAUUACCAGCCACAAAACGAAC